AUGAACGAUUCUUACAUCCGUCGUCAACGUAUUCGGGUUGCUCAUGCAUUACCCCGUCGCGAACGCUUUGGAUUCCGCAAUAACUUCGGUGGUAGCUACGGCGGCGGUGGAGGAGGUUACGGAGGAUCAUAUUCAAGACGGUGAGU
Molecule: messenger RNA, 146 nt
Organism: Strongylus vulgaris
Lineage: Eukaryota; Metazoa; Nematoda; Chromadorea; Rhabditida; Strongylidae
Source: the annotation of a GenBank genome assembly